This is a messenger RNA of Dichotomopilus funicola, 1872 nucleotides long. RefSeq lists its product as uncharacterized. Bases 1 to 1872 code for a protein of 623 amino acids. Lineage: Eukaryota; Fungi; Ascomycota; Sordariomycetes; Sordariales; Chaetomiaceae. The record is from RefSeq and is a predicted model, not a curated record. The transcript is spliced from 2 exons.
AUGGCCUUCCAGCAGCAGUCCACGCGGCAACCCGCCCAACGGGUCAACUUCAGCGAAUCGGGGGACGAUCAGCCUGCGGCUCUGGCGCCCCAGCACCCCACGGCACCACCAAACGAGUCUCAGACUUGGGUUUUGUUUACCCCGGGCACCGACGCGGGCACGACGACCUCCUACCUCACAGGCUCCGUCCACGACGGCCAAAUAACACCGGGCAGGUCGAGGAUAAGCGACCUUGGUAGUCUUGACACCGUACCACGCUCCGGACUCGACGUGUCUGGAGGUUCAGAGGUUAUCGCAGAAAGCAGCGCCGAGGAGGACGCAGAACUCGACAGUCUAGACAGCCACCUUCCCGAGUUUCGAUCCGUCCCUAGUCCCUACAGUCAUCAUCACCCACAUCACCAUCAAACCGAAGUCCCCCACGCGACACCAGUGCUUCCAGGGCACGACGGCCUAGGCUCGUUCCGAUUCGAGUCUCCUGGUAUGAGCGCAGAGGUACAAGACCGCAUGUACGCGUUUGAGCGAUUCAACCCAAACCGCGUGAGGCAUACGAGGACCGACAGCUUCAGCCUGGCGCAGCUUGAUAUCGAGACGGAAGAGGCACAAGAUCGGGAGCGGAACCGCAGGAUAGAAGCCUGGCGGUUAGAGCAGAGCCAACUCCUGCUCGACGAUAUUCGCAACGAGACGAAGCGACGGCGGCAGUCCCAGGCGUCGCUCCGUAAGGUCCAAAGUAUGAGCAGGAUGCCAUACGAACCCAGCGAGAUGAGCUUGGCCGACGAGGAGGCGGCAGAUAUCAAUCUGAACGGGGCAGACUGGCAUGACCAAGAUGAGCCAGUAACACACAACACGAGGACAGGCACGGAUACAAGUACAGAGCCUGGAACAUGGAGCAGGCUAGCGCGCAAGGUGAUUUGCGAUCUGAUGGGGAUUGAUGACCAACUGCUGUCAAUCCUCUUUGGGGAAGCUCUCCCAGAUGAGGAGAUGUUGUCAUCGACGCCCAAGGCAUCCACGUUCGCCGCGCCAAGCCACAUGGCAUCGGAGUCAUCGCAUGACUCCGAGUGGCAGCUCCGCAUGUUGGACCGCAUCUCGCGGGAGCUUGGCGUGCUUGUGCAUCAAAUGUCGAGUCACCCUGGCGCCUUCUCGACGUACAACCGAGUGCAACAAAUGCCCUUGCCGUAUGCCGGCCUCCCCGUGAUCCCGGAAACACCCGCCGACGCCAGCGAGACCGGGCGGGGCUUGGAUGGUUCCAGCAGUAUCUCGGCCAUGCCCCGAUUCCAGCCUACCGUCCCGCGGCCCGUCGAAACAUUCAGCUCGCGCCCUUCGGAGCCCGCGUCGCACCAGACUAGCCCGACCGCCGCUGGCGUGACUCAUGAUACCCAACAGUCAUUCACACAGAAGGAGUGGGAGCAGGACCUCGACAUCCGGCUGGUCUUCCGGUACCUCCGGUCCCGAUUCACAUCCUCCCGACAGGCCGCGCCGUCCGCCUUCUCGUCAAGCACAUCCCACCUCGCCACGUCUAGCACACAAGACGCCGCGGCCAAGGCAGCCAGAGUGCGCCAACACCACCCUCUCGUAUCCCACGCCCACUCACACGGAUACCACCACCACCACCAUCACCACCUCCAUCAUCAUCACCACCACCACCGACCCCGCCCCGUCGAGCGACGCUCCUUCAAGAUCUCCACAACUCCCGCCGCAGCCGCCGCAGCCGGGAAAGCCGGCAGCUGUGCGAGUCAGAGCACAAGGCGGUCGGCGCGGCGGAGCAGUAUCUCGUCACGGCCAUCGUCGAGGCAUUAUUGGGAUAUUGGCGGGUCGAUUGGGACGGGGAGUGUGAUUGCGGGGACGGGGCCGAUGGGGAGUUGGGGGGAGGUUUGA